Molecule: messenger RNA, 2285 nt
Organism: Chanos chanos (milkfish)
Lineage: Eukaryota; Metazoa; Chordata; Actinopteri; Gonorynchiformes; Chanidae
Gene: cops2
Product: COP9 signalosome subunit 2
Exons: 13
Coding region: 17-1378 (453 amino acids)
Molecular function (GO): protein binding
Source: RefSeq, a predicted model, not a curated record
CUUCUCACCGGUCAAGAUGUCUGACAUGGAAGAUGAUUUUAUGUGCGAUGAUGAGGAGGAUUAUGACUUGGAAUACUCAGAGGACAGCAACUCUGAGCCUAAUGUUGACCUGGAGAAUCAGUACUACAAUUCCAAAGCUCUGAAGGAAGAUGACCCAAAGGCUGCUCUGAGUAGCUUCCAAAAGGUGCUGGAACUGGAGGGUGAGAAAGGAGAAUGGGGAUUCAAGGCAUUAAAACAGAUGAUUAAGAUAAACUUUAAACUGACAAAUUUCCCUGAAAUGAUGAACCGGUACAAGCAACUUUUGACUUACAUUCGGAGCGCUGUUACCAGGAAUUAUUCUGAGAAAUCCAUCAAUUCUAUACUAGAUUACAUCUCCACCUCCAAACAGGUGAGUAUUUUUAUAUGUUCUGUCUUACAGAUGGACUUGCUGCAGGAAUUUUAUGAGACUACUCUGGAAGCACUGAAAGAUGCCAAGAACGACAGGCUAUGGUUUAAAACUAAUACAAAGCUGGGAAAAUUAUAUCUGGAGAGAGAAGAGUAUGGGAAACUGCAGAAAAUUCUACGACAGUUGCACCAGUCAUGUCAGACGGAUGAUGGAGAGGAUGACCUUAAGAAAGGCACUCAGUUAUUAGAGAUCUAUGCUCUGGAAAUCCAAAUGUACACUGCACAGAAAAACAACAAGAAGCUGAAAGCCCUUUAUGAGCAGUCUCUGCACAUCAAGUCGGCAAUACCCCACCCCCUCAUCAUGGGUGUAAUCAGAGAGUGUGGCGGGAAAAUGCACCUGAGAGAGGGAGAGUUUGAGAAGGCACAUACAGACUUUUUUGAAGCAUUCAAAAACUACGAUGAAUCAGGAAGCCCCAGACGAACCACGUGUCUCAAGUAUUUAGUUUUGGCCAACAUGCUGAUGAAAUCAGGAAUAAACCCAUUCGACUCUCAAGAGGCAAAACCCUACAAAAAUGACCCAGAGAUUCUAGCAAUGACAAACUUGGUAAGUGCCUACCAGAACAAUGACAUCACAGAGUUUGAGAAGAUCCUGAAGACAAACCACAGUAACAUUAUGGAUGAUCCCUUCAUCAGAGAACACAUCGAGGAAUUGUUGCGUAACAUAAGAACACAAGUGCUUAUCAAAUUAAUUAAGCCUUAUACUAGAAUACACAUACCAUUCAUCUCAAAGGAAUUAAACAUUGAUGUUGCAGAUGUUGAAAGCUUGCUCGUUCAGUGCAUACUAGACAACACAAUCAAUGGCCGCAUUGACCAGGUCAACCAACUGCUGGAGCUUGACCACCAGAAAAGAGGUGGAGCGCGAUACACUGCUUUAGAUAAAUGGACCAAUCAGCUUAACUCUCUCAACCAAGCCAUUGUCAGUAAACUGGCUUGAUUGACAAAGCUCAGAAUCUGGAGACAUUUCACUUAUGAGGCAGCCAGGUGAAAGGGUACAGAAGGCUGUCAGUGAAAAAAAACAACAUCAUGUAAUCCCAGAUCACUGAUUGACAUGAAGUGUGUGCUGAAAUUGUCUAGUUUAUAUAUUUUUUUUUCAGCUGCAGUUAUUUAAGCCUCAACUGCUUUAAACAUCCUAAAGACAACAAAAAUAGCCACAGAAUAUUGGAAUCUUUAAACCUGUGAUACAUUAAUGGUUUGGGCUGUCAUAUUGUCAUCAAAUGAAAAAUGUUAUUAAUUUUAAUCACGUUUCGACACUUGGUUAUGUUUAAUGUUGAAAAAGACAUCAGAUUCACUUUGAGAACUUUUGGAAAGUGUAAGGACACUCAGUAAUUAAGUGAAAUGUUUACUUGUUGAACAUUGACAGCAUGUUUUGUUUGUUUUGCAUUCAGAUACAGUCUCUUAAAGGGCAGGUUUAUAUAUGUGUAUAUAUUUUUUUCCGCUGUCAUGUUACCUUAAAAUAACUCUGUCAGGGGCGACUGGAUACAUUUCAUUAGUUGUGAUGGCUGCGUUUCAGAAUUCUGACAGUUUUUUCACCUCCACAAACACCAGUGGGACAAAUGAAUUAACGAUUUUAACUAGUGUGACUGCGGCUAUGACCUCAGGUGCUCCUGUUUUUCCCAGUUGAAGAUGCCAUUUGUUAGAAUCUUGAAACUCAGCUGUUCCUCUUUUUAGAAUGUACCCCCAUACACAGAGUUGUUUUGAGGUUUAAAAAGGUGGGAAAAAAGGUGAACCUUGCCUUUCUCGCACUGCAUCACUGGUGUCUGUGAAAACACUUUCAUUGCAAAAAUUCCUCUAGUUUUCACUCAAAACAGUGCAAAGGAGUUCAAUUGUGAUGCAACCCAGGC